Molecule: messenger RNA, 1413 nt
Organism: Talaromyces rugulosus
Lineage: Eukaryota; Fungi; Ascomycota; Eurotiomycetes; Eurotiales; Trichocomaceae
Exons: 1
Coding region: 1-1413 (470 amino acids)
Biological process (GO): guanine catabolic process
Cellular component (GO): cytosol
Molecular function (GO): guanine deaminase activity; zinc ion binding
Source: RefSeq, a predicted model, not a curated record
AUGGCAUCAGAAACCACAGUUCCCCCUGUGCGGGGCCUACCAAUUGCCUUUUACGGCACAAUCAUCCACUCUCUCGAUGUCAACACCCUCGAAAUAAUGCACAACUGCCUGCUCAUUGUCGACGGUGACGGCAAAAUCCAGAAGAUCGCGAAAGACACUCCACAGGCGAAAAUCAAUGAUCUGGUCGUCGAGACUGGCUACACGCCUGAUGUUUUCCCUGUGAAAUAUCUUAAUAGAGGCGAUUUCAUCAUCCCCGGCUUCGUUGACACGCACCACCAUGCACCGCAGUGGGCGCAGCGUGGGAUGGGCCGGGAUCAGACUUUGUUAGACUGGCUGAACAAUGUGACUUUUGCUCAUGAGCGAAAAUUCGAGGAUCCAGCCUAUGCAAGGAAGAUGUACUCUGCCUGUGUCUCGGCAGGAAUACGACUUGGAACGACAGCAGCAGCUUAUUAUGGAAGUCUACACGGGCCAGCCACCAAGAUCCUUGCUGACAUUUGUCUGGAGCAAGGGCAGAGAGCGUUUGUAGGAAAAUGUAAUAUGAAUCGCCAUUCGCCAGACUGGUAUCGCGAGCCUUCUGCUCAAGAUUCGCUCAAACAAACCCAGGAACUGAUAUCGCAUAUCCGCCGGAUCGACGCCGAGGGAAAGCUUGUCAAACCAAUAAUCACCCCUCGAUUUGCAAUUACGUGCGACGAUGAAUUGCUCUCAGGACUUGGCAAGAUUGCCGCCAAUGACCCCGAAAUUCAUAUUCAAACCCAUUUCAACGAGGCUGCCGAUGAGAUGCAGUUCACUCGUCAAUUGUUUCCACAAUUCAAACAUGAAGCCGAGCUUUAUGAACACUUUGGAUUGCUAGGGCCCAAGACUAUCCUUGCGCACAGCAUUUUUCUCGAAGAGGAUGAAAUAAACCACAUAAAGAGUAAAGGGUGUGGAAUUGCACACUGCCCAAUCGCAACUGCCACCCUGGGCGAGUUCAUGAUGGCGCCUAUUAGGGAGUACCUUCGGCGCGACAUCAAAGUCGGUUUGGGCACAGAUGUAGGUGGCGGGUUUUCCUGCAGCAUUCUUGAUGCAAUGCGCCAGGCAUUCAUUAUCUCCAAGGCCCGAGAGACAUUGACUAAAGGUGCCGACCCGGCACUUACAUUGCACGAAGGCUUUUUUCUCGCUACGCUGGGCGGUGCUCAGGUCUGUGAUAUUGAUUCAAAGGUCGGAAAUUUCAUCGAGGGGAAAGAAUUUGAUGCGUUGGAGAUCCAUACAGUUGAUACAGAGGGAAAUAAUGAUAUAGGAUGCGGCAGUGUAGGAAUUGUCACACCGAUUGAGGAUGAUGACUCUGCAGAGGUCAUUUUCGAGAAGUUUCUCAUGACAGGCGAUGAUCGAAACAUCGCCAAAGUGUAUAUUCGGGGUUCCUCCCUUAAGAGCUAG